AUGGCUAAGUCGCAGCAGCUGCCGCUGCAAUUCUCCAACAAGGUGCCUCUGGACCCGCGGGCCACCAACGAGGAGAUCACGCAGCUGCUGCGCGCCAUGCAGUCCUCCGAGACCUCCGUGUUUGUCAUCCACGUCGCCGCCUCCAACGUCCUUUUUCUCUUUGACGAAGCGCAGCGCAUGGGCCUGAUGAGCGAGGGCUACGUGUGGAUAUCCACAGAGGGGGCGAUUUCCCAUAUGAUGGGGGCUGAAAUGAACGCCACCUACCUCAGCACUCUCACUGGCAUGGUGGGCACGCGAGUGGCCAUUCGGGACAACCCACGGCUGUGGGAGUUCAGGAGGCGGUGGAAGGCCCUCGACCCUGUCAAGUACCCUGGCUCUGGCACCGACACUGUCUCUCCAUACGCACUGCUCGCCUACGAUGCCAUGUGGGUGGCAGCCCGUGCUCUGCACAACCUCUCCCACCUGCCAGGCGCCAGCUUUCCCUUCCGCCCGCGCCGCCCUGUUCUGCCCCCGGACGGCGGAGGAAGCACCGAUUUUUCUCGGCUCAAAGUCAGCAAGGCUGGCGUCAGGAUAUUGGAGGAGCUUGCGACGACCAAGAUGGAUGGAAUUAUUGGGAAGAUUGCGUUUGACAAGAACCACGACCGCGUGGGAGUGAGCUACGAGGUGGUCAAUCUGGUGGCGUCCACCUUUCAAACCCUCGGCUACUGGGAGCAGGGCAAGGGCCUCGUUGCUGCCCCUUCAAAAGUGCCGUCUAACACCACCCUGAAGCCUGCUGUCUGGCCCGGCAAUACCAUGAAGUUUCCUCGAGGCUGGUUACCAUCAAAAGGCAAGGCGUUACGCAUUGCAGUCCCGUUCGGCCCUUCGGCUGUGGAGCAGUAUGUGAACCGCACUGCAGACGGCAACUUCACGGGGUUCUGUGUGGAGGUGUUUCAGCGGGCCAUGGAACUGCUACCUUACCCCGUGGGAUACUCGCUCGUGGCGUAUGACUUUGCAGGCAACUCGUACGAAGACCUCAUUCGAAGUGUGGCGAACAAAGUGUAUGACGGGGCAGUGGGGGACAUCACAGUGACAGCUGACCGCGCACAGAUCGUGGACUUCACCCAGCCCUUCAUGGAGUCGGGGCUGGGGCUGGUGGUGCCGGUGCUACAGGGCGAUCCGGCCAACCCCUGGGCGUUCCUGUACCCGUUCACAGGCAGCAUGUGGGCGCUCAUGAUCGCAUCUAUAGUCUUCACCGCGGCUGUCAUCUGGUACCUCGAGCACAACCAGAACCUGGACUUUGGAGGAGGACCCUACCACCACCAGCUCACAACCAGCCUCUGGUUUGCCUUUGCUAGCAUGGUCCGCUCACAAGAGCAGCACGUGGGCACAGUGUUGGGUCGCUUUGUGGUCAUCUCAUGGCUCUUUGUGGUUCUCAUCGUCACCUGCAGUUACACCGCCAAUCUCACCUCCAUCCUCACUGUGAACAACCUCACUCCUCCUGUACAGUCCCUGGCAGCAGUGAUCACAUCGGGUUCUGUGGUGGGCUAUCUCAACGGUUCCUUCUCCGAGCAGCACCUUCUGGGCUUUGGCGUCCGCAGGAAGCAGCUCCAGGCACUCAACAGCGUGGACGAGUAUGCAGAAGCCAUGCUGAAUGGCACCGUGGUGGGAGUGGUGGACGAGCGUCCCUUCCUGGACCUCAUUCUCUCGCAGGACUGCUCCUUCACCACUGGGGAAGCCGAUAUCUCAACACUGGGAUGGGCCUAUGCCUUCCAGAAGGGAUCAAAUCUGGCCGUUGAUCUGAGCAAGGCCAUCGCCCAGCUGAGCGAGUCAGGCGAGCUGCGAACCAUCCACAACGGCUACGUGCCUAACAACCUGACGUGCAGUGGGGAUACGAGUGGGGCGUCAUCGGAGAGUCUGGGAGCAGAGGGCUUUCAGAAUCUGUUCAUCCUGUACGGCGUCAUGGCCACCUUCGCCUGCCUCAUGUACCUCGCCGUGCUGCUCUACCGCGGCCACCUCGCCAAGAAGGAGUUGGAGGAGGAGGGAGAGGAAGCGAGCGGGGGCAUGUCUGCAAUCAAGGCCAAGCCAUGGAUGAACCCCUUCAAGCACUUCAUCUACCUCUAUAACCUCGGUGUGGCGUGGAGCAUUGCACGCAAUAUUGAAAUUGACGACGAGCCAUUCUACGAAGCAGACCCGAAUAUGUUUGAAAUGUAUGAUGCGUCGUUCAACCAAUCGGAGUUCACAAAUGGGACUGACGAAGGCUCAAAGCAUGAUCUUGACCCUGACCGAAAGAUCGUAGGUCUUACUUCCGAAAUUACCCAGCCGGCGCGCCUUUCGCACGACAUGGCAGCCGAUGGCGGUCGGAAAGAGAAAGAUAAGAGCAAAGGCAUCAAAGUCAGCAAGAAAUCCGCAGCUGUGAAACCCAAGAAGCAGGAUCGCGAAGGCCAGCAGAGCAAACCGAGCGACGACGAUUCGCGUCCUCGUGGCAAGCAGAGCGAAGUGGGAUCGCGUCCACGUGGAAAUCGGAACGAGGAGGGUUCACUUCCACGUGGCGGCAGUCGAGAUGCUGCUGCCGGAGAGAUCUUGCCGGCGAGAUUGCUGCCGUCGCAGAUUAAGAACAAGCAGAAGCGGUCGGCAGUGACGGCGAAACUUCGCGCGGAGAAGGAGAAGGGGAAGAAGCAGCGGCUGAAGCGGCGGCGGCAAGAGGAGGAGCGCGCAGUGGCGCUGGGAGAAGCGGCCCCACCACGGAAGGCAGCUCGCACCAUCGACAGCACGCGGGAGGUGGACGAGACUAUAGCGCAGCCUGACGACGACGAGUUGCAUGCAGACGAGGCACAGGACGAGUUUGCGCCGCACUUCAACCGAGAGAGGCCGCCCAAAGUGCUCAUCACCACGUGCCAACGGAUACACCCGAUAAUGAAGCAGUUUAUUAAGGAGCUUUUAGUGGUCAUUCCAGGGUCGGAGUACUAUGAGAGGCGGCAAUAUCGCAUAAAGGAGAUAGUGCAGUACGCAUCAGCGAGGGAAUACACGGCAAUGAUCGUGAUCAACGAGAAUCGGAACAAGCCAAACGCACUCAUGCUCAUCGGCCUGCCAGAGGGCCCCACUGCUCUCUUCAAGCUCUCCAGCCUCGUCCUGAGAAAAGACAUCAAGAACGCAGGGCGGGCAACAGCGCAUCUCCCAGAGCUCAUUCUCAACAACUUCUCCACGCGCCUAGGGCACCGAGUGGGACGUCUGUUGGCGUCUCUAUUCCCGCAGGACCCAGAGUUCAAGGGCAGGAGGGUGGUCACUCUGCACAACCAGCGUGAUUUCAUCUUCUUCCGCCACCACAGAUACAUAUUUGAAGAUCCGGAGAAGCGGGACGAGUCGCUGGGGCUGAGAAAGAAGAAGGCGCGGGAGGAGAAGGAGAGGGCAGGCCUGCUGAAGCGCAAAAAAGCGGCAGAGGCGGCAGCAGCAGGAAAGAAGACUGGCAGCUUGGGCGCAUCCCUGGGCAUUUUCACACGCCUGCAGGAGUGCGGGCCGCGAUUCACUCUCAAGCUCAUGAGUGUGCAGCGGGGCACGUUUGAUUCCAAGGGAGGAGAGUACGAAUGGGUCUACAAGAAUGACAUGGACACAAGCAGGAGAAGGUUCUUCCUGUAA
Molecule: messenger RNA, 3612 nt
Organism: Closterium sp. Yama58-4
Lineage: Eukaryota; Viridiplantae; Streptophyta; Zygnematophyceae; Desmidiales; Closteriaceae
Source: the annotation of a GenBank genome assembly